AUGUUCUCCUCUGCGGCGAACCCCUACGACGAGCUCGUCACGAAGGCGACCGACGAGAACCUCGCCUCUGAGGACUGGGACACGAACCUUCAGAUUUGCGACAAGGUCGGCGAUGAGGGACAGAAUGGUGCACGAAACGCCGUAGCCGCUCUCGUGAAGCGUCUGUCGCACCGCAACCCGAACGUCCAAAUCUAUGCUCUCGAACUCGCGAACACGCUCGCUCAGAACUGUGGCAGGCCGCUGCAUGAGGAGCUCAGCAGCCGGGCAUGGACUGGUGCUCUCGAAAGGCUUAUCACAGACCGGGCAACGGCCCAGCCGGUCCAAACCAAGGCGCUGCGCUACGUGAAGGAGUGGGCGAGGCAGUUUGAGGAGACGGGAGAUGCGAAUCUCAGUCUCAUGAGCGAGCUGUACGACAGGCUUCGUGCCAAGAUGCGCCGCCGGCGAGAGGAGGAGGAGCUUGCGGCAGUCAUCGAGCUGUCGAAGAAGGAGACGGGUGGACGUGGGAGCAUUGCCAACGACAACCGGGGAUCGGCGUCAUCACAGCCUGCGCCCCAGCACCACCAGACCGCAGCCGCCGCUGCCCCCGCACAGACGCCAGCGUACAACAGCCCCUCGUACGGCAACCCCUCUUACAGCGCGACGGCGCCCCAGGCGCAAGCCCCGGCCGAGCCGCAGCCCGUUGACCCGAACACCGCCACGCGGGUGCGGGCGCUCUACACUUUCACGUCUGAUCAGCCCGGGGAGCUCUCGUUCGAGCGUGGGGAUGUCAUCAAGGUGCUGAGCCGCGGAUACAAGGAGUGGUGGCGUGGCGCUUGCAACGGCAAGAUUGGAAUCUUCCCGGUCACGUAUGUCGAGGCGCUCCCGGAGCCGACGGCGGGCGAGCUGCAGGAGGAGGCUCAGGAGGAGGCGCGAGUGUUCGGCAGCCUGGGUCUCGUCGACAAGCUGCUCGAGAUUCUCAAGAAGAUCGACACGUCUCGGGGCGACCGCCUUCAGGACAACCCCGAGGUCGAGGAGCUGUAUCAGUCGAGCGUCGCGAUCCAGGGCCAGAUCAACGCCCUCAUCAAGAAGUAUUCGGACCAGCAGGCUGAGCUCGCCAACAUGAACGUGAACUUCCAGCGCGCCAUCCAGCAGUACGAGACGCUCCGCGGCGGCCCUCCUCAGGCACCUCCCCAGCAAGCGUACGGCUACGGCGCUCCGCCCCAGGACCCCUACGCCCAGCAGCAGCAGCAGCAGCCCCAUGACCAGGGCUACCAGCAGCAGCAACCUCCCCACGACCCCUACCAGCAACAGCAGCAGCAGCAGCACCCUCAGCAGCAUUCUCAGUACGGCUCGCAGGACGCCUUCCCGCAACCGCACGUCGCUCACGGCGCCUCUCACCACAGCCUCCCCGGUGCUGGUGCCGGCGGGCAUGUCGCUCCAGGCCAGCCGUACCACUACCCGCAAGAGCCUCAGGGCCACCCUGCUCCUCAGCGCAAUACCAGCGGUGCACCGUCAUACCCGCCGGCAGACUCGCCUCAGCGCCAGAACACGAAUCCCGGCAACGCUGGCAUCGGCACCGGUGACCCGUACGCCCAGCAGCCGCAGGGAUACUACCAGCAGCCCCCGCCCCAGCAGCAGUACGGCCAGGGCCCGCCCCAGGAGAGCCCCGGCGUGUACGGUGCUCCUCCGGGCGCUUCCCAGCAGGGCCAGCAGCCGCCGGGCCAGGGCUUUAACUUUGCGCAGCAGGUGGCGGACGUCGCAAACGGCGUGAACCGGAUGAACGUGCAGCAUUAA
Molecule: messenger RNA, 1773 nt
Organism: Trichosporon asahii var. asahii CBS 2479
Lineage: Eukaryota; Fungi; Basidiomycota; Tremellomycetes; Trichosporonales; Trichosporonaceae
Product: glycosyl transferase
Exons: 5
Coding region: 1-1773 (590 amino acids)
Biological process (GO): protein transport to vacuole involved in ubiquitin-dependent protein catabolic process via the multivesicular body sorting pathway
Cellular component (GO): ESCRT-0 complex
Molecular function (GO): ubiquitin binding; phosphatidylinositol binding
Source: RefSeq, a predicted model, not a curated record